UAGAUUUGUGGAAAAUGAAAAUGACUAAUUCCUACCAACAUUUAUUCAACAAAGGAAAGAAGAAUGAGUGAUAUCUCUAAGCAUCUAAUGCAUCUUCCACUUAGUGUCUCUUCCAUUCAUUUCAAACCUCAAGCUUACUCUCAUCUCAUCAUUCCUUGCUUAUUAUACUAAGAUAACCAAAUUAUGACUAACACUGCUAAGGAGUUCCCUGACUUCUUCAAAGUCUUCCUCACAGAGAAGCACUCUGACAGAAUGCUUAUCCCAGUUGCUUUUGUGAAGCUAAUGCAUUCAAAAAGGAAAGUAAUUAGGGAUUUUAUCCUCAGAGAUCAUAGAGGAAGAGAUUGGAAUGUAAAAUCACGUCGUAUUGGUAUCAAGCAUUAUUUUGAGGAUGGUUGGAAGCGAUUCAGAGAAGAAAAUUCUUUAGAGGAAAAUGACUUCCUUUUUUUUACACAUGUUGAAAAUAAUGUGUUCAAGUUCAAAAUCCUUGAAUUCUCAUCAAUGUGUGAAAAGAUGAAGGAAAUAGAUGAGGAGGAAAACAAUAAUAUGAUGGAGAAUCAUGAAAAUGACGAUGGUGGUGAUGCUGCUGCUGCUGCUGCUGAUGAUGAUAUAAUGGUAGAGGAAGAUGAUGAUGAAGAAGAAGAAGAUGAUGAUGAUGAUGAUGAUGAUGAUGAUGAUGACGAUGACGAUUUUGCUGAUGAUGACGAGGAAGAGCAUGAUGAGUACAUAAUUAAAGAAGAAGAAGACGAAGAAGAGAACGAAGAAGUGUACGAGAAAUUUAGUGAAAGUGAACCUCAACAUAGUAGAACAUGCAAACAUUGGGACAUUGGAAGCAGCACUGCAGAUUCAAAACUUGAACAUGAUGAAAUUAAUGCUGAAAUGUAUGUCCAACCAGGAAAUCCACACUUCAUCGUGAAACUUCUUCGUUACAGACCCAAUGAAUUGCACAUUCCAACGAAUAUUAUUAAGGAUUUCUGUCUUUGCUUCACAAAAUAUAUCAACCUUGUAUGUUGCGACUGCAAGGAUCUUCAAAGCAAUGACCUAGAAGACUAUCAUCAUAUGCUGCCACAGAUGAACCCAAACCAUAUCGAAAAGAGAGGAAAAGUACGUACAUGGACAAACGGCCGAUGCGUGGUGAAAGGGUGGGUAGAAUUUUGUAAAAUGAGCAAUAUCAGUGAAAAUGAUACAUGCUUGUGUGAAAUUGUGUUGCGUGACCACAAUGAAGCAAUAGAAAUGCUAAGGUUGCACGUCGUUAGGAAAGAAUGAAGCAUGGAUGCAACAGUGAUGUUAACUUCAAACUUGGUUAUCUAUAAAACAUUACUACUAUGAAGUGUUAUUUUAUAACUUGUUAAUAAUGGUUUCUGUAAUGACAUGACUAUGGUGAUCACUUUCAUCUAUGUCUUAUUGUUAGUAUUUAGCUUGCACUAUUAUCUAUGAUGAACACUUAUGAAAUGGUUGAAAUGUUAUUGCUAAUUAUUUUGAUUAUGA
Trifolium pratense (red clover) is the source of this 1485-nucleotide messenger RNA. RefSeq names its product B3 domain-containing protein REM20-like. Bases 184 to 1263 code for a protein of 359 amino acids. Lineage: Eukaryota; Viridiplantae; Streptophyta; Magnoliopsida; Fabales; Fabaceae. The record is from RefSeq and is a predicted model, not a curated record. Gene Ontology annotation, molecular function: DNA binding. The transcript has 6 exons.